AUGGACUCUUCAACAACAUCGGACGUGGAGUCAGUCUUAUCCAAGACGUCUAGGCCGAACACAUCCGCACCUUCCUCCCCUCCCCGGGAAGAGUCGGUUGAGCCCAUUGACUCCGAAUUCCAGCGGCUUAUUGACGAAGAAACCAAGGCAAGGGCAUCCAACGAUGCAGCUGAUAGAAAAAAGAAAGCAGCACUCGCCCGCAAGAAGAAGAAGAAGGUUCAGUUCACCAAGGAAGAGAGAGAAAAGAAGGCUCGUGAGCUGGAUGAACUCUUGGCCAAGUCGGCGGCUUUUUCGGAUAUCUUGACUAGAAAGACAGAGGUUCUAGGCCGCGUUGGCUCAAGCCUGGAUGGCGAGACGUUGGGAGCGCAUAGCCUGACGAUGGCUACCCAACCCAAGAUUCUGACUGGUGGGACAAUGAGGGACUACCAGUUGGAGGGUUUAACUUGGAUGUAUGAGGUUUGUCUUCAAGGCAUGUCAGGAAUUCUGGCGGAUGAGAUGGGUCUCGGCAAGACGGUUCAGACCAUUUCUCUCAUCGCCCGCCUCCGCGAGGAGGAUUACCUCGGCCCUCACUUAAUUGUGGCCCCUCUCAGCACACUCUCCAACUGGAUGGACGAGUUCCAGAAGUGGUGUCCCACCAUUCCUGUUGUCCUCUACCAUGGUGACCCUCAGACGAGGGCCGACAUCAUGCAAAAUGAGAUCAGGCCUCAUCUCCGCAACGGCAAACCCAACAAGAAGUUCCCGGUGGUCUGCACGUCUUACGAGAUCGUCCUCAGGGAGAAGGUAGCCCUUAACAAGUUCAAUUGGGCAUUCAUCAUCAUCGACGAGGGCCAUCGCAUGAAGAAUUUCGAUUCAAAGCUGUUCCAAGAACUCGAGAAUUUCACCUCAGCAACCCGAAUGUUGAUCACAGGCACUCCACUUCAGAACAACCUGAAAGAACUUUGGGCGCUUCUGCACUUCCUACUCCCGGGCAUCUUCAAGGAAUGGGAAGUGUUCGAGUCGUGGUUCGAUUUUGAUGACCUGCAAGAUGAGGAAGGCACCGAGGAAUUCAUUGCCGACCGCAAAAACCAGGAAAUCAUCAAGAAGAUUCACGUCAUUCUCCAGCCGCUCCUGCUUCGCCGCGUCAAGGCGGAUGUCGCUGCCUACCUCCCGAAGAAGCGCGAGUACAUUCUCUUUGCUCCGAUGACUCGCGAGCAGACUGAUAUGUACAAUGCAAUCAGCGACAAGAAGGUCGACACUCGCGCCUUCCUCGAAGCUAAAGUUGUCGAUCGCUUGACUGCCGUCAACAAGUCCGCGGCAAGCUCCCGGGAGAGCAGCGCUGCGCCCAAGGUCAAGGCUGAGGAGGAUGUCAAGCGCAACAUUCCCAUUCGCAGCAGUGCGCGUAAAGCCGAGUCGAAGGUUGCAGCUGACUCCCCAAAAGCGAAUGCCUUCUCUGCCAUGAUGAGCAGAGCUAAGAGCUCCUCUUCUAAAGCGAAGCCUACCGCGAAGGAGACGCCAUCGAAAACAUCUUCCCGGUCUAGCUCGAAGCGCAAGGACCCUCCGACAUCCGAGAGCCUGCCGUCGAAGAGCGCGAAAUCCUCUCGCCAGUCAACGCCUUCCGUCAGCAGUCGCGGUCGCGCCACCCGAGGUCGUCGGAGGUAUGCGGAGACAGACCCGGACGACGAGGACAAGCUGUCGGAUGAUGAGUUCGAGGCUCGUUUAGCCAAGGAAGCAGAAGAGGAAGACCAGGACGAUGGUUCAGUCGUCUUGUCGCCUGAAGAGCAGUACAGGCAGAAGAUUAUGGAGCAUGCGAAGAAGGAAAUGGCUACGAAGAAGCUCGGCAACCCUAUCAUGCAACUGCGUCUCGUGUGCAACAGCCCGCACAACUUCUUCGAUCCCUGGAGCUACGAGGGUGCACCCCCAGUCGACGAGUCCAUCGUCACGUCGUCUGGCAAGAUGCUUCUUCUUGACCGUCUCCUCCCGUCGCUUUUCAACAGAGGCAGCAAAGUCUUGAUCUUUUCACAGUUCAAGACUCAGCUUGACAUUCUGCAGGACUACUGCGAGCUGCGGAAAUGGAACGUUUGCCGCCUUGAUGGUUCCGUCAGCCAGGAAAGCCGGCGAGAUCAGAUUAAGGAGUUCAACGAGAACCCGGACUUCAAGCUUUUCCUGCUUUCAACCCGCGCAGGUGGACAGGGCAUCAACCUAGCAAGCGCCGACACAGUCAUUCUCUUCGAUUCCGACUGGAACCCUCAGCAAGAUCUCCAAGCCCAGGAUCGUGCCCACCGCAUCGGCCAGACUCGGCCCGUCGUCGUCUUCCGUCUCGCCACCAAGGGCACUGUUGAGGAGGAGCUGCUCCUGAGUGCUGACGCCAAGCGACGCUUGGAAAAGCUCGUUAUCAAGAAGGGUAACUUCAAAUCCAUGGGCCAGAAGAUGGACUUGAAGGAAGAUUUGGACAAGGAGACGCUGAAGAGCUUGCUACUGAAGGACGGCCAGGUAUUCAAGUACUCUGGCAGCCACGAGAUUCUCAGCGACAAGGACCUAGACGUUCUCUGCGACCGGAGCGACAGCGCGUACGACCGGGCGGCCGAGGGCUCCGGAAAUGCUGAUGGCUACAAGGUCAUUGAGACCGGCUCUGACGGCAUCACACUAGCUGGACAGGCCAAUGCUUGA
This is a messenger RNA of Colletotrichum karsti, 2646 nucleotides long. RefSeq lists its product as uncharacterized. The transcript is spliced from 4 exons. Gene Ontology annotation, cellular component: nucleus. Lineage: Eukaryota; Fungi; Ascomycota; Sordariomycetes; Glomerellales; Glomerellaceae. The coding region runs from base 1 to 2646 and encodes 881 amino acids. The record is from RefSeq and is a predicted model, not a curated record. Gene Ontology annotation, molecular function: ATP binding; DNA binding; ATP-dependent chromatin remodeler activity.